AUAUACUUCAAUAUUAUAAAAGGCCCUCUUCAAAAACCGUAGUUUCUGUUUGUCUUUCCCCCCACACACGCUAUGGGCUAACUACUCUGCCAAGGCGAGAGCAGGAGUUGAUCCUACAUGAAGCACCGCUAACUGCAAUGCUGAAUGGAGAGAACCUUUUGGUUGAAGUCUAGUAUGUCUUCUUUUCUUGGUUUGUAUGGAAUUGGACUUUUAUUAAUAUACCAUAAACUUGCUGUAUCUAUUCUCUCUCUCUCUUCCUGGGAAUUUCAGAUUUUAGAUAAAGGCAUUAGAUUUUCAUAGGAAUUGAAACUUUAUGGAAUAUGUUAGUGUAUUUGAUCAGAUAUUUUCAAAUCUUAGCAUCUAUCUAGAGGUGGUUUCUUUGAAUAGAAGGUUACCCCGGGUAUUAGGCUAGUAAAUGAUAAUGGAAGAGGGGAGAGAGAAAGGGGGGAAGGUGUUGAGUCUGAUAGAGAAGGCGACCAACUCCACGGCUGCUGAGGUGGACCCACGUCUCCUUAAGGCCAUAAAAUCCGUAGUCCGCUAUUCGGAUAUGGAACUACGACUUGCUGCCAAUACCCUUUUGGAUCUCAUGAAGCGCGACCAUUCUCAGGUAAGGUACCUAACACUCCUAAUAAUUGACGAACUGUUCAUGCGUUCAAAGCUUUUCAGAAGCAUUCUUGUUGACAACUUGGAUCAGUUGCUGAGUUUGAGUGUUGGGUUCAGAAGAACUCUGCCUCUCCCAGCUCCUCCUGCUGUCGCUUCUAUUUUGCGCUCUAAGGCAAUCGAAUUCUUGGAGAAGUGGAACUCUUCCUUUGGGAUUCAUUACAGGCAGCUCAGAUUAGGGUUUGAUUACCUUAAAAACACCCUCAAGUUGCAGUUUCCUAAUCUACAGGCCAAUGCAGCUCGGAUUCAGCAGGAGAGAGCAGAACGGGAAAGGCGGUCAAGAGAGAUUUUGCUAAAGAAAUUUGAAAUGUUCAAGGACAUUUUCUCAUCUAUUAAGGAAGAGAUCAUGUCUACCAUUGACGAGAUUGGGGAAUGCUUAGACAUAGUCCGUACAAAUGAGGAAUUUAUGCCUCUGCCUCCUGCAGAUGAUGAAUAUUUCGAAGAGUUUCGUUCUUCUGAACUGCUGCAAAUCCGUCUCAACACUUUAAAAGAAGGGGAAAAGGUUCACGAGAACAGUGACAAUAAAGUGGUUUUUGAUGCAUUAAGGGAGCUGUACAAGCUUCUAGAGACAAAGCAUUUGGCUGCAGUUCAAGAAUGGAUCUCUGUUCUUCUAAGGGUUGAAGUGGCAGACAACAGGUUCAGAGAUUCCGCUUUAAAGGAGUUAAUUGAUAUCCUAAAUCGUCUCAAAUCAGUGAAGAAGAAGUGUGAAGAAUCAGGUUGUGCUCUUCCAAACACUGCAAAUCGUGAUGAAGAAGAAGAUGAUUUCUGGGAGGAGGGUAAGAUUGGAUCACUUGAGAGUGAGAGAUCUACUGUGCCCAAUAAGCAAGAUGAAGCUUUUUCCAUGAAAGUAACACCUAAUAAGUUCAAAAAUAGAACUCCUGAAAGCAGUAAAAAAGAUUGUAAUGACAAUGAGAUUCUCAGUGCUGAAGGCGUUGAAACCAAUUUGGACCCAUUAAGAAGUAAGCUUCUGGCUGAAGCUCCUGUGAUGAAUUGGGGUUCUUUCUUGGAUAACUGGGGUUCAAACAGGAAGGUUUUGACUAACCAGCGGGGAUUGGAGCUUGAAAGUCACUGGGGUAGAGUGGAUUAUGACGCAGUUAUUCCAGCUGAGAAAAUGCCCGAACUGAAUGUACAUGCAACUCUUUAUGAAGAGCAGCAAACUGACAUUCAACCCUGCAGGGCUCCUUUGAGCAAAGGGGGUCUUUGUCAGAGAAGAGACCUGAGAAUUUGUCCAUUUCAUGGACCUAUUAUACCUCGAGAUGAUGAAGGAAAGCCACUCAAUCAGAACUCUUUAAAAGAAGAGAUAUCUCUUGAUUUGGGGAUUGAUUCCAUUGAGCAGUUAGCAAAACAAGCUGUGAAGAAUGUUCGUGUGAGAGAUAAAGAAGUAGCAAAUAAGAGAGAAAUUGAUAAAAAGUCACUGAAGCGUGCAAAACUUGCAAAAAUUCGGGAGCACAAUGAAACAGUUCUAAGGGACGCUGCCUUGACAUCAACUUCAAGAUCUGCAUCUAUUGGAGAAGAUAUGAGGGUGACUGAUGGUGAGAAACCGUCAGCCAGAAACAAGAAGGAAACGCUCUCAUCCAUGCUGCACAAGAAAGUGACACCAAAAGAUAGGAUAGCUCAGAGGCUUUUGAAUUCACGGGCAAAGGAUUCAACAACAAGGCAGCUCACAUUGGGUGAAGAUGCAAAUUACCGAGAAGCCUUCCCAAAUCAAUGGCAAUGAAAAUUUCCUUUUUAGGCUUUUGGGUACUUCAGAGGAAUCCGAAUUUCACAGAUGCACAUGUUGGUAACAUGGCACCAGAUUCAGAUAUAUUAGUGGAGACUUUUGGUGUUUUUCUCACAACUGAUUGCACCCAGGGAUAGUGAAUGAUGGAGAGGAUCUCUCCUUAUCAAUUUUGUAUUCUAUCAUUCUAUGUAGAUAUCUUGUUUAUUUUUUCAUUGUUUAAAUAUUUGUGAAAUAUUUGUAUAUAUUUGAGGUGAAUAAUGAGUUGGAUUGAAAAUUAUUAAUUUUCUACGAAAUUUCUAUGAA
This is a messenger RNA of Quercus robur (English oak), 2683 nucleotides long. Its product is annotated as UV-stimulated scaffold protein A homolog. Lineage: Eukaryota; Viridiplantae; Streptophyta; Magnoliopsida; Fagales; Fagaceae. The transcript is spliced from 3 exons. Gene Ontology annotation, cellular component: chromosome. The record is from RefSeq and is a predicted model, not a curated record. Gene Ontology annotation, biological process: transcription-coupled nucleotide-excision repair; response to UV. The coding region runs from base 416 to 2377 and encodes 653 amino acids. Gene Ontology annotation, molecular function: RNA polymerase II complex binding.